GGCCGAGCCCCUGUCAGCUGCUCUCCGCGAUGCACCGCGCCUAUCAGCCCAUUCUCCCCAGUGGAAGCAAAUACUUACAGGAGAAAUGGGACCGAGCUUGUUACCAUGAUCACCGGCGGAAGGUCAAAGCUGCUAAAUCGACAAUUGACAACAAUUCUCCCGAAACCUUCUCUCAUCUUAACCUGAAAUUUAAGAAGCUGAAGCUUGAGGAAGAGAGACUGUCCACUAUUGAAAGAGAUAACCAGCUGUUGCUUCAAAAGAUGUCCACCAUUAUGAGGACCACAGGCCGAAUUGACAACAAGAAUGAGUAUAAACUGAAAAGUUUGAACAAUGAAAAGCGUCAGCGAGAACAACUGCGAGUCAAUCGCGAGAACAAGACCAUGCGGGAGCGCCUCAAGAUGGUCCAGCCCCAGUACGAUCAUCUCAAAUUGCAUGAGGACUGGUAUAAAGCUGAGAAACUCAUGGACCACAUUGCUCGAUACCCCCGGGGCUGGUACAAUGCACAGAACUCAAAGCCCAAAGCAAGCAAAUCCUCAUUGGCCGAAGGAACCAAUGAGGAUAAAAACAAAGCAGCGUUAAGCAAGGGGCUCGAAGUAAAAGACAACAGGAAACAUGGAGCAAAGUGAGAAAGCUG
Carcharodon carcharias (great white shark) is the source of this 634-nucleotide messenger RNA. Its product is annotated as sperm axonemal maintenance protein CFAP97D1-like. The coding region runs from base 30 to 626 and encodes 198 amino acids. Lineage: Eukaryota; Metazoa; Chordata; Chondrichthyes; Lamniformes; Lamnidae. The record is from RefSeq and is a predicted model, not a curated record. The transcript is spliced from 5 exons.